GACACACAGCGACAUCGACGGAAGCUUUCAGCGACAGCAGCAUCAGCAGGCCCUUUUAUCCAACCGCUCCAAGCCGGCAGGCGUAACGUACGACACACGCCCGUAAAAUGGAUUAUUGGAAAUUAAUUGUUCUAAUUAUAUCAGCCAUCUACGUGAAAGUGACCAUAGGACUACAGCGAUUCGCCGAACAGCCCAAAUACACCGAGGUGAAUCCGGGUCAGGAUGCGCUGCUGGUGUGCAAAGUAAUUGACAAGCGUGGCGUCUGUUCCUGGCAGAAGGACAACAAACCGGUCGGUAUCUAUCCGAAAAAGUACGAAUGGGCCAGCCAGUAUGGGAUCGGCCAAACCGCGCACGUCGGCGGUGACUGUUCGCUGUGGGUACGGGCGGCCCAGCUCGAGUUUGACGAUGGGCUGUGGGAGUGCCAGGUGACGGCUAGCGACUUUACAACACAGGACGCACUUACCAGCCAGCCGGUGCGAUUAGUAGUAAGAGUACCACCACAGCGACCUAGAUUAGAGCAUGAAGGAGUUCACGUUCCUCCCGGUCACAACGUCACGGUCGAUUCCGGUGCGGUGGCCACGGUAAAGUGUGUCUCCCACUACGGAAAUCCGCCAGCGCAAUUGAAGUGGUUCCUAGGUGAUCAAGAGAUAUCUCCUAUUCAUCCACAAACCAACUCGACGGAACCUGAUAAUCCUCGCACCUGGUCGGCGGCCUCGGUGGUGCAGAUUCCGGCCAACAAGGAGCGACACGGAACAGUAGUAAAGUGUCUUGCAUUGCACGAAUCCUAUGCAGCCCGUUCCGUAGCUGUUGAGGCUCGGCUAGAUGUAAAAUAUGCACCCACCGUGAGACUUAUGGGAGCACCACAGAUCGACCUGGAAGAGGGCAAAGAUUCACUGAUCCUGCGUUGCGUAGCCGAUGCAAACCCGCCAGCCAGUAUCGUGUGGCGCAGAGCCGGACGGUCCGAGAUUGCAAGCCUUCAAGAAUCGCUCCAGCUGCGUCCGGUCGGGCGACGUGAUGCCGGACUUUACACGUGCCAGGCGCAGAACUCUGUCGGCACGUCGGACACGAUGUCCGUACAGCUGGACGUCAAAUAUGCGCCAAAAAUAUUGUCCGCGGGACCGGACCGACUGACCACCGCUCCCCUAUUCAGUCCGGCUGCAUUUGAGUGUGUGGCCGAAGGCAAUCCCACUCCCACGUACAAGUGGGUUCAAAGAAUAUCCACCCAAGGAAAACCGUUCCUUGAUCGGGGACGUGAAUCCCGGCUAGUAAUAGACAACGUGACGUACGAUUAUCAGGGCGAGUACGAGUGUCGUGCGACCAAUUUCAUCAACGGUCAAGAACGAACCGUAACGUCCGAUCCGAUUGCGCUGCAAGUCGUUGGUGCGCCGCAGGUCCUACGCACCACGUCUGCUUCGGGUGGCAUUGCGGGUCACUCAGUAUCGGUACGGAAGGGUGAUUCGGCGACACUAUCGUUGAUCGUGUGUGCCGACCCAAGACCGCGCCAUGUUGCCUGGGAAUGGGGUUCGUUACGGCUGGAAGCAGGAUCUGGCAUUGGACGUUAUCGGGUGGACGAUGUGACACAGGACAGUCGAGAAGAUUGCUAUCUAGCGACGUUACACAUCGAUGAUGCCGAUCUACAGGACCAAAGACCAUACUACCUGGUGGUCGAAAACGAAAGAGGAACCGAUCGACACGCCAUCAGUUUACGUGUCGAAGGCAUGUUCUCAGUAGUGGAACCGCUAGAGCUGAGCUAUCUGCUCGGGAUUGCGGGCGGAUGUCUGGCAGCCUUUCUCAUACUCAUCUGUCUCUGCAUCUACGCAGUGCGGGCGCGAAAAUGCUGCUUCCGGAAUCGCAACAACUACAAAACAUCGGAAAAGGAUAGCGAAAAGGCAGACCUAAAGUCUCGAUCCGACAGUACGAGCGUACCACCGCUCGAUUCGAUCUACACGACACCAACCGGGUUCCAUCAUCACCAUCACCAUCCGCAUCAUGCCGCACAUCAUCCGCACCAGAACGGAACGCCCGGUUCGCCGGAAGCAAUGAAGGUACGCAUGGCUGCGAUGAUAUUGCAACCACCGACAAGAGUUUAGCAGACGCCAAACAGCGAGACCGACUGCGGCACGGUGAAGGAAUCGCUCACGGACGAUGUCUCGACCGCGGGCACUAGCCCACUGGCGGACGGUGUCGU
Molecule: messenger RNA, 2188 nt
Organism: Anopheles maculipalpis
Lineage: Eukaryota; Metazoa; Arthropoda; Insecta; Diptera; Culicidae
Product: hemicentin-1
Exons: 11
Coding region: 108-2090 (660 amino acids)
Biological process (GO): cell-cell adhesion
Cellular component (GO): cell-cell junction
Molecular function (GO): cell adhesion molecule binding
Source: RefSeq, a predicted model, not a curated record